Messenger RNA from Paralichthys olivaceus (Japanese flounder), 1512 nucleotides. RefSeq names its product protein Bouncer-like. Gene Ontology annotation, biological process: sperm-egg recognition. Gene Ontology annotation, molecular function: transmembrane receptor protein serine/threonine kinase activity. NCBI's taxonomy places the organism in Eukaryota, Metazoa, Chordata, Actinopteri, Pleuronectiformes, Paralichthyidae. Gene Ontology annotation, cellular component: membrane. The record is from RefSeq and is a predicted model, not a curated record.
AACGGUCUGAGUCUGACUCCUCACAUCUUCCUCCUCCUCCUCCUCCUCCAACAACAUGAACAGAGUCAUCCUCCAGCUCGUCGCAGUGGGAUUUUGCUUCGCAAUCGGCCAAGCGCUGCAGUGCUACAAAUGCAAAUUAGGCGUGUUGAACUUGUGCAUUACCUCUGAAAUCACAUGUACAGCUGGAGAGAUAUGCUUCAGUGGUGUUGGGACAGCAGCCUCCUUCAUGGAUAUCAAGAUGAAGGGCUGUCUAGCGCAGGGUGAAUGCAACAAGACCAAGGAGGUGAACUUUCCCAGCGACUCCAACUCCACCUUCUACACCAUGACCAAGACCUGCUGCUCCACUGACUUCUGCAACGGUGCGCCUGGUCUGCCCGGUGCCUCCGGGCUCACCCUGGCCUUCGCCACCAUCAGUGCUCUGCUCGUGGCCCACAUCCUGGUUUGACAGAAGAUACAGCGGAUACUGGAUGACACAAAACGCACACACGCAUAAACACACACAUUUCAUAUUGUACACACACAAGCACUACCAGGCUUAAAUUGAGUGCCCACCUCAGACAUGAGCUCUGUGGUUUUUUAACACCAGAGAUUGUUUUUCUUCUCUACACAGGCUUUGUCUUUAUUGUUCUGCAGGUUCUUUUUCAUUUCACACAAAUGUUUAUGUCAAUUAAAGUUAAGUCCCUAACCUUUUUGCUGUAGGUGUCAGUUUUCUCGUUCAGUUUGUGCCAUCAUAGCUUAAAGGAAUAGUUGUUCUGUGUGGUAGAUAUAAAGCUACCGCCAGCAGAUUGGUUUAGCUUUGCAUAAAGAGUGGAAAACAAAAGAAAAAAACGCUAGCUAAAGCUGAAUUCUAGCAGCUUUAAAUUGUAGUAAUUAUCUUUCUAGCUCACUGGGGAAAAAAGGUAAUGGAUUUGUAACAUGGAGCCCAUGAUCUCAUUUGUUUCCUUUAGCCAGACCCAGACUAGUAUCCCUAUUUACAGUUAUGCUAAGCUAAGCUAACAGUUUUCUGGCUUAAGCCUCAUGUUUGUCGUGUUGCUUUUCUAAUCAAACUCUGAAAGAAGCAGAGAAAGUGAAUUUAACAAAUUUUCAAGCUACUCUGUUGUGUUUUGACCCACUGCAUCGUCAUUUCAGAGCCAUAAUAUUCAAACAAAUUUAUGAUUUAUUAACCAGUUUAUGGUUACUAUAAUUCUGAGUUUUUAACCUGUUCUAUGUCAGAUAUUGGUUUCACAUCUACGCUGCAUAUUACUCUUUAACUGUGGGGUAGAAGCUUCUGUUGAUCUAUAGUUCUGAAUGUAUAUAUCGGGCGAACGGGAUUAAAUGUUGUGUUUGAAGACACUGAAAUGUAACUGAGAUUGAACUCAUUUUAAAUUUGUCAGUGCUGAUGAUUAAAACUUCCUGAAAUUCUCCUGACACUAUCGGCCUAAAAGAAAAGAAUGUGUUUCUGAAUGUUUUCUGAGAAGUUGGAUAUGUAGACAAUUUGAAGAAUAAAAUAAACACAAGUGGGGUAAAAAAACA